AUGUCUCUGGUACUUUUCACAAUUUGUCUUAUAUCCCAGAUGCAUGGAAGUGAGGCUGUUGGUGGGCAAUGUAAAACUUCAGAGAGAUCAGUUCCUGGUAAAGCUCUCAAGGGUCACACCUUCAAAGAGUUUGCAGCGAGGGCAAUUAUUGAGUGCCAGAACACCUGUGAAAGAGACCCCAGGUGUGCGAGUUACAAUUUUUACAUUCCGGGCAAAGUGUGCGAGCUUAACAGCCAUACCAAGGAGGAGAAACCUGAUCAUUUUGUGACGGAUGAACUGAAAUUCUACAUGAAACGUGAAGGUAUGAAAUAUAUAAAACUUUGUAUACCAAACACACCCUCAAUUGAUUUCCUCGAAUCUCCUUAUUAGUUUGUCUAGCUGGUAGGACAAAACUUUAGUGCAACACCGGGCGGACUUUCUCGAGGUUUUGAAGGAUACGUAUUUCUGGUAUGUUAUUUCCAAAAGGAAACGAGUUAGAUUAGUCAUGAGUCAAAUACAUGCUGUCAGUAGCAUGUCAAAAGAAAGUCGUCCUUAUAUUGAUAGUCUGAAGAGGGCGUGCUUGAUUAAGAAAUUACUCACAUUUUCCUUAUGCUGUCUGUUUUAUAUCAUUAGAUGAAGAUGAGUGCUUGAAGACGCCUCCAGUUUGUGACGUCAACGCAAACUGCAAGAACACGCUUAGCUCCUACCUUUGUUCUUGUAAAGAGGGUUUUAUGGGUGGCGGUAAUACAUGCCAAGGUAAAACGAUCAGGAAAACAUGGAUUGAACGAAAACGUUAGUGACAAGUAUGAUCUUUUUAGUGCUACUAUUUGAGAUGGUUUGCAUCACCUUUUUGUUCUCUGUUGUUUUGUCUUCAACAAAUUGGCCAUAAUUGAGACAAGUGGGACUUCGUUUUUCGCGGGCUGCACACUUUACAAAAUAGGCGGUCAUUUGUCUAAAGUAAAUAAAUCGUUAUCACAAUCUCUGUUUCAUCGUUAUUUCAGACAUUGACGAAUGUGCAGCUGGGACUCAUAACUGCAGUAGCCACGCCGAGUGUAAUAACACCAAAGGAAGCUUUAACUGUACAUGUAAGACGGGCUUCACUGGAGAUGGUCAAAACUGCUCAGGUGAUUAUUGA
Molecule: messenger RNA, 1114 nt
Organism: Porites evermanni
Lineage: Eukaryota; Metazoa; Cnidaria; Anthozoa; Scleractinia; Poritidae
Source: the annotation of a GenBank genome assembly